UCUUUCUUCAGUCGAACUUCUGAGCCUGUGUUCUUCAGCAUCGUGCACUGUGCCGCAAAUAUUUCAAUGCAAUUCCACUUCCCUUUGAUGUAGGCCACUUUCUGCAGGACAGAGCCACAGCCCACAGCAACAGGGGCAUUUGAAACGUCUGCAUACAGCACAAGGAAGAUCGUGAUCUUGCAGCGGAUGCGAAGUUCUUCAAAAGGGAAAGCUGAUUCUAGGCUGCUGAGCCAAGCGCUGUCGGUGUCAGAGUAUCGAACUUCAACGGAGCCGAUGUUGAAUACUGUGGAUUAACUCCAUUGACGUCGUUGGACUUAGGUGACGGUGGAAAAGACUUGACUGUCAGUUUCCGGACGAACCACGUUGUGAUGCGGCUUUGCGUGUAACGUCUCCUAAAGGAAGCCGCCGGCUAAGGAGACAGAAUGGGACCACCACUAUUCGCCAUCAAGGACUGUACGCCACCUUCGAAGCUUCUUUAUGUCGUCUGGUUUCUUAUUGCACUGGCCCUAGCAUUGGCUGCGAGACCAGUGGGUGCGAUCUCCGAGCCCCGGGCGCCGCACUUCCUGCACGAGCCGCCGUCGCGCGUCGAGUUCCUGAACGGCACGGGCGCCGUGGUGCCGUGCGUGGUGCACGGCUCGCCCGCGCCCCGGGUCACGUGGUCCACGCGCGCGGGUCAGCCACUGCACGAGGUGCCGGGUCUGCGCCACAUGCGCGCCGACGGCUCCCUCGUGCUGCCCCCGUUCCGAGCCGAGGACUUCAAGGAGGACGUGCACAGCGCCAUCUACCGCUGCCUCGGCACGAACUCGUUGGGCACCAUUGGCAGCCAUGACGUGCGUGUCCGCGCCGUGCUCAGACGCCGGUACGACGUGAAGGUGUACGAGGAAUUUGUCAUCAAGGGCAACACGGCUGUUCUACGCUGCCAUGUGCCUGAGUUUGUUCGAGAAUACGUCGCCGUGACCGCAUGGCUCAUCGACGAGACCGUCAAGGUCAGCGCAGGAUUCCACCGUGGUGACAGGUACAGCCUCUUCCCGACGGGGGAGCUACACGUGAGGAGGGUGGACGCCACCGACGCCAUGUCGCGCUACCAGUGCCAGACGCAGCACAGGCUCACGGGCGAGGUCGUCAACAGCCCGUCGAGCAGGAAGAUCACUGUCAGAGAAUCGUUCGCCAUGUCCCCUCGCAUCAUCGACAGCCGGCGCCAAGUGCGGGCCGACCAGGGCCGCUCGGCGCAAAUACCCUGCGCCGCCCAGGGUAACCCAGUGCCCGGCUACCAGUGGUUCCGCAAGGUGCGGGGACAGGCGCUGCCCGUCAUGCAGGGAGGCCGCUUUCUACACCUCGACGGCACACUCGUCAUCAACCAGGUGACCUUAACCGACGCUGGAAUUUAUACUUGCUUCGUCAAUAAUACUUCUGGCUCGGACACCACUGACACUGAACUUCAAGUUACCGCGCCGCUCUCGGUGACGGUGCUGCCGCGCAGCCAGAAGGUGGACGUCGGCAAGUCGGCCACCUUCAACUGCUCGGUGAGCGGGUUCCCCGUGAACGGCGUCGAGUGGUACCGCAACCAGCGGCCGCUGCUGCGCGGAGUGAGCCACGCACCGUACAGCGUCACCGUGGUACCCGUGCGCCGCGAGGACCGCGGCGUGUACCAGUGCUACGCGUUCAACGACCAGUCCUCGGCCCAGGGCGCCGCGGAGCUCACGCUGGCCGAUGACCCGCCCAUCCUGCGCGAGACCUUCUCGGAGCGCACCCUGUCGCCGGGCCCAUCCAUAUCCCUCAAGUGCAUCGCGGCCGGACGACCACUUCCCCAGGUCACGUGGUCCCUGGACGGGCUGCCCGUUCCCGAGAAUGUCCGCUUCCGCAUGGGCGACUACGUGACGAGCGAGGGCCACGUGGUGAGCUUCGUGAACAUCUCAGGCGUGCGGGCCGAGGACGGCGGCCUCUACCGCUGCAGCGCGGGAAACGACGUGGGCGUCUCCGAGCACGCGGCUCGCCUCAACGUGCACGGGCCCCCGUUCGUGCGUCGUAUGGGCAACAUGUCCGUGGUCGCCGGGGAGACGAUGCGGCUAACCUGCCCCGUCGGAGGGUACCCCAUCGACGCCAUCACCUGGGACAGAGAAGGCCUCCGGCUACCAUACAACCACCGCCAGAAGACCUUUGCUAACGGCACCCUAGUCGUUCAAGACGUGGAGCGAGCCACGGACGAAGGCCUCUACUCCUGCACGGCUCGCAAUAAGGACGGCCUGACGGCGCACAACACCGUGUACAUCAAAGUGCUGGUUCGACCAGCCAUAGUGCCCUUCGCAUUCCCGGAGUCUCUGCAUCAGGGCCAGCGCUACAACGUUCUUUGCACGGUGUCCAAAGGCGAUGCGCCGGUCCACAUCAACUGGUACAAGGACGGCGUCCCCGUCAUCACCGCGGGCUUAGCCUCCGUGAGUGUGCUGAACGUGACGGAGUUCUCGUCGACUCUAAUCUUCGAGAAACUGCUGCCGGAGCACCGAGGAAAUUACAGCUGCGAAGCCCGCAACGAGGCCGGCGCGGUCACGGUCACCUCCACAAUGGUAAUUCAUGUGCCACCGAUAUGGCGCAUCGAGCCAUCCGACACUAUGGUCGUUCGUGGUGGAACGGCCAUCGUCGACUGCCAAGCGGAUGGUUUUCCCGUGCCUCGUGUGAGGUGGACAAAAUCUGAAGGCGACGUUCCUGGUGACUACAGGGCCAUCAGCAGCAGUUCACGAAUCCACGUAUUCGAGAAUGGCUCACUUGCUGUCCACAACGCCGAGGAAAAAGACGCUGGCUUCUUUCUUUGUCAAGCUUCCAAUGGAAUAUCGCCGGUUCUCAGCAAAGUUGUGAAGCUCAGCGUCCAUGUGGCUGCUCACUUUAAAAUGAAAUUUAAGGCCGAAAGCGUUCAGAGAGGCCACAUCGCCAGGCUUCGCUGCGAAGCCUUUGGAGACAAGCCGGUUAUCAUUACCUGGUCAAGAGACAAACAAUCAUUCGACCCGAAGGAGGACCCUAGAUAUGAACUGAACGAAACAGUGCAUGGCGGUGGCAUUGUGUCCGAAAUAACGAUUCGGGGUGCGGACCGGCGGGACUCGGCCCUUUUCACGUGUCUCGCCAGAAAUGCCUAUGGCUCCGACGACACGAACAUGCAACUGAUCCUUCAAGAGCCGCCGGACAGCCCGCAAGAAGUUAAACUGCUGGAGUACGGUAGUCGGCACGCGAAGCUUUCCUGGAUUACACCAUACAGCGGAAACAGCGCUGUCACCAAGUAUAUCAUACAGUACAGAGAAGACACAGAAUCAUGGCACCACAAGUCCUCCAACGUAACCGUACCGGGCUCGGAAACGACCGCGGAGAUUCGAGGCCUACGUCCGGUGACACUUUAUGUCUUCAGGAUUUUCGCUUUCAAUUCCUUGGGGCACAGCGACGCCAGUACCGAGACGCACGUGCGAACGGAUGUUGAAGCACCUGGCGGGCCACCACAGAAAGUUAGGGCUGAAGCAACAGGCUCACAGUCGAUCAAAGUUUGGUGGAAGCCUCCAAGAAAAGACCUACAAUUUGGCCCAUUGAAAGGUUACUACGUGGGGUAUAAAGUGAAAGACACCACGGACACUUAUGUUUACAAGACUCUUGAGCUCACUCCUGCAAACCUUCACGACGAGUGUCACAUCACCAACUUGAAAAGAAACACCGACUACAGCGUCGUAGUGCAAGCUUUCAACACGAAAGGAGCGGGGCCUCCAUCGGAGGAGAUAUUCGUUAAGACGCUAAAGAACGAUCCUCCAACCUCUCCGGCAGUCAAGGUUCAGUCGUCUACAUCAUCAUCCAUAAGCGUAUCUUGGAAAGCAUCCGACACGAACGAUGUCCUAGGUUACGUGCUGCACGUGCGAAAAGACUUGGGCGAGUGGAACAAGAUUAACGUGCCUCGAGAUGCAGCUGAGUACACCGUGGACCAGCUGACAUGUGGUGCUUCGUACCAAGUCUACCUAUCCGCUUUCAAUUCGGUUGGCAACGGGGGACCAAGCAAUAUCGUCUCAGCCAAAACAAUUGGAGUCGCACCUGUGGCUCCUGACAAGCCGUCACUUAUAACUAUCAACUCUACAUCAAUCGCGAUUCACUUGGACUCGUGGCAUGACGGCGGUUGUCCGUUCAUCGCUUUUGAAGUACGCUUCAGGAGGCAGAAGGACAAGGUAUGGAACGUCGUCGGACACAACAUUCCUCCUCAUCAGAAGCAAAUCAUGUUGAGUGACCUCAUCCCAGGUGUACCUUAUCUGCUUCAAGUAAUAGCGAAGAAUGAGGCAGGCAUAACCGAGGCCGAGUACGACUUCGUCACGCUGCCAGCAGCACAGGCACCAGCCACUCCGUCGUUGGUCGUAGAGAAUGAAGCGACGCCCUUCUACCUUGAGCUCGGCGUCAUUUUGCCUGCCUGCAUUUCUCUCAUUGUUGUCCUUGUCGUGGGAGUCCUCGUAUACUUCGUGCUGCGAAAGCGAUACUCCUCGGACAGCUCCAACAGUGGAAGUUCAGCUUACGGGUCGCGCAAGGCAACCCACCUCCAGGAGUGCCUCCACCUGUCGGAAGUCGACCCGAGCCUCGGUAAGAAGACGAUGUCGCUGGACGGCCGCCUGGACUACUACCCGACGCCGUACGCCACCACCCGCGUCACCGAUAUUGACGAGAGGAAAAUGUCCGAAUGCUCCUACAAGCAGGCCCAGGAGGAACCUCUUUAUGCCACCGUGAAGAGGACGCCUAGGCCUCCUCGGUCGGAUAUCCAUGUCUACAAUUAUCCUGUAUUAAGCUCUGCAGCCGACCUGGGAGACAGGCGGGCAUCAUCUAGUCACUGGAAAAUGGCGACGGCCGUGGUUAAGCUCGACGAUGGAGCGGGAGGCUUAGAGGUCAACCAUUCGCCGUCAAAGAGGUCUCAUCGAAUGUCUCAUAGGUGAAAUGAAAACUAGACCACGGACACAACGCUGUUCCUACUGCGCGACUGAACUCCAAAUGGAAAAAGAAACAACAUUAUUUUUUUCGACAGACGCCAGUUUCGCGCUAUGCUCAGAGACACUUUGCAAACGGCGUGUUCGGUACGGGUGCUGGCCGUCAACGAAAGCAGGAUGUGCUCACCGCGGACUCGUGUGUUUUUUGGACUGAGCACGUGGAGCGAGUUCUGAUCGUGCCUCACUGCGUUCUGACGCCUCGCGAGCCCACCUUCAUCAUCAUUAUCAUCACCACUAUCACACCGACCCUUCAUACAUCUGUGUGAAAGCAGCCUCUUCGUGCAUACAUAUCUUGUCAUGCGGUGUGAUAUCAAGAAACAUGGGAGCGCGAAGGCGAUCUCGAGCGCGUUGAUCGUGUUUUCUUUUUACACAUUGCCUGUUGUUCUUGUCAAGUUGCUCUGUGGUGAUUCUCUCUGGAGAAGAUGCGAACGCUGAUGUUGCAGACGCCAAACAGUACCAACCGCCGUCAGAUUAAUGCGCGUUUUCAUUGUCAUACUUAUAAGCGAAUUUCUAACAAACUGCAGAAGGUGAACACUUACUUCUUAUCGGUGCAGGCGCACUCGAUUUCUACUGCCCUAAAUGGUCCACAUACACCGGGUGUUUCAGCGAACCUUUAAAAUCUUUUGUUAAAGGUUGCCUGUGGCAGACAGCA
Molecule: messenger RNA, 5640 nt
Organism: Dermacentor albipictus
Lineage: Eukaryota; Metazoa; Arthropoda; Arachnida; Ixodida; Ixodidae
Product: cell adhesion molecule Dscam1-like
Biological process (GO): axon guidance; dendrite self-avoidance; homophilic cell-cell adhesion
Cellular component (GO): axon; plasma membrane
Molecular function (GO): cell-cell adhesion mediator activity
Source: RefSeq, a predicted model, not a curated record